This is a messenger RNA of Penicillium pulvis, 904 nucleotides long. RefSeq names its product peptidyl-prolyl cis-trans isomerase (gene cyp4). The transcript is spliced from 5 exons. NCBI's taxonomy places the organism in Eukaryota, Fungi, Ascomycota, Eurotiomycetes, Eurotiales, Aspergillaceae. Bases 69 to 683 code for a protein of 204 amino acids. Gene Ontology annotation, molecular function: peptidyl-prolyl cis-trans isomerase activity. Gene Ontology annotation, biological process: protein peptidyl-prolyl isomerization; protein folding. The record is from RefSeq and is a predicted model, not a curated record.
CUUCACCAUCUUGUAUUUCUAGAACUUUUUCGGCACCGACUUAUUCCGCUCCGUUUCUGCCCCUCACCAUGUUUUGCCGCCUCAAGUCAACCCCACCCUCCCUCUUCUCUUCUCUGAAUUGCUCUUUCCAUCCUUCCACUCGGUCAUUCUCAUCCACAUCCGCAAUCAUGUCUCAGGUCUACUUCGAUGUUCAGUACGCCCCCGUCGGCACCUCUGCCGCCAAGAUUGGCCGCAUCAACUUCAAGCUCUUCGAUGACGUUGUCCCCAAGACCACCAAGAACUUCCGUGAGCUUUGCUUGAAGUCCGAGGGCCAGGGUUACAAGGGAUCCGGUUUCCACCGUGUCAUCCCCCAGUUCAUGCUCCAGGGUGGUGACUUCACCCGCCACAACGGUACCGGUGGUCGCUCCAUCUACGGUGAGAAGUUCGCCGAUGAGAACUUCACCUUGAAGCACAACAAGCCCGGUCUUCUCUCCAUGGCCAACGCUGGCCCCAACACCAACGGCUCCCAGUUCUUCAUCACCACCGUUGUCACCUCGUGGCUCGAUGGCAAGCACGUCGUUUUCGGUGAGGUCGCUGACGCUGCCUCCAUGAACGUCGUCAAGGAGAUUGAGGCCCUUGGCUCCUCCUCCGGCUCCGUCCGCUCCGCUGUCAAGCCCACUAUCGUCAGCUGCGGUGAGUGCUAAAUUAUCAGAUCUUUAUGAUCUGAUAUAGGCGGUCUUGUCUCUUUUAAGCGUAUGUCUUCUGGACGGGACAGUAGUGCAGUGCAACUGGCGAGUCUUUUUGUAUGGUGGUCCUUUUCGCGCGAUGUAAUCUAGACAGUGUACCAAGCUAGUCAUGCAACCUUCCUUGUACAGGAGACUCAAAAAAUCAUUUGUUUACCUGUAAGACCAUGUUCCUGUACCUG